This is a messenger RNA of Contarinia nasturtii (swede midge), 1065 nucleotides long. RefSeq lists its product as uncharacterized. NCBI's taxonomy places the organism in Eukaryota, Metazoa, Arthropoda, Insecta, Diptera, Cecidomyiidae. The transcript is spliced from 2 exons. The coding region runs from base 72 to 953 and encodes 293 amino acids. The record is from RefSeq and is a predicted model, not a curated record.
UUUCGAGUACAGUUACUUACUAAAGUCUCAAACUGAUUACCUCUUCUAAUCAAGCUCCAUAAUUUAAAAUAAUGAAGACGUUUUUUGUAUUCUUAACAAUUAUUUCAAUUAUUAAUCAAUUAAAUUUGGUUAAUGGAGCUUCAGGUAGAUCGGACUAUGCAGCAUACACAGCUUUAUUAAAAUCUUUCACAUCAAAGGUGAAAAGUGUUGAUAAAUCUACUGAUUGGAAGACGAAAUUGCAACCAUUUUUUGCCCUUCCAAUGAAAGAGAUCAAUAUGUUGAAAAAAAGUUUAAUCUAUACACAACAAGUGGAAGAAAUAAUCACCCAAAAGAAUAAACCCAGAGUACAAAAGAUGUGUCAGAAUUUUAAAAGUAAAACUCAAAUUUCAAUUCUUUCCGAUUUGAUCAGCACAAAUGCUGAAUAUCUCAAUAACGAUCAAGAAGUUAUUAGUACACUUUAUCGUGAGAUUUAUAAAAGAAUUACAAUCGAACCAAAAGCAUCGGUAAUCGAUGGUUUUGUAGCAGCAUUUUCUGCUUUUGAUGAGAAAAAAUCCAUCAGUUCAGCGCAUUUGAGCAAAAUUAAAAAUGAGUUGGAUAAUAUGGAUGAAUUUUUAAUUGAUAUAAAGGAAAAAUUAAUUCAGCAAUCACAAUUGAUAAUGGAUACAAAAUUGAUGAAACAAAUUAAAAAAUUCGAAAAGAAUUUGAACAGUUUUAAAUUAAUGAAUCCUACAGAUGGCCCAUUGGGUAUCAUUGAUGAAUUGGUAAACAUACAAGGCACAAUAAAGAAUUCCCUUCAAUCAAUUGAAUCGCUUCUUAUCGAAUAUGAUAUGCAACGCAUUCGAUGGGCGGAACUAUUGAUGGACGCAAAAUUAUGUGAGGCUGGUCAAGAGACAAGUAUCGUUGCAAAACUUGGAAAUUGGCUACGUUCACUUUCAUUUAAGGGAAUCAUAUAAAAAUCCUACGAGAAAUAAAAAAAGAUUUUUUUUAUUAAAACGAAACUUUGCAAUUUAGUCUUGAAUAAAUUGAGAAUGAUCCAUGGUCGUUAAUAGAAAAUAUUAAGAAAAA